Messenger RNA from Malus domestica (apple), 2096 nucleotides. Its product is annotated as protein NRT1/ PTR FAMILY 5.4-like. The record is from RefSeq and is a predicted model, not a curated record. Gene Ontology annotation, molecular function: tripeptide transmembrane transporter activity; dipeptide transmembrane transporter activity. Gene Ontology annotation, biological process: dipeptide transport; transmembrane transport. Gene Ontology annotation, cellular component: membrane. NCBI's taxonomy places the organism in Eukaryota, Viridiplantae, Streptophyta, Magnoliopsida, Rosales, Rosaceae.
CACAUACACACGUGUAUUUACAUAUACGCGUUCAGAAUCACGAUCGAUAGUAAGUCAACGAGAAAACUAUAACGAUCGACAGUAAGUCAACGAGAAAACUAUGUAAACCACCAAAUGUCCAGAGAAAUUUCAACUACUUUUCUCUCUUGAUGAGGAGGUCCAAUAAUAUUUCAGCUCUCUAAACACUAUCAAUUAUGAAUAUUGCUUCUACUGCACAUGGAAAACCCAGUACGGGUGGCUGGAAUGCUGCUAUUUUCAUCAUCUUGGUUGAGGUGGCCCAGCAGUUCGCAUUCUAUGGGUUGGCAAGUAACCUCAUCAUGUACCUCACAGAUGUUUUGGACCAGCCCUUAGCCACGGCGGCUAAGAAUGUUAACACCUGGCUUGGUGUUUCAUCAGUCUUCCCUGUCGUCGGAGCCUUCCUUGCAGAUUCAUAUUUUGGUCGGUUCAAAACCAUCGUCUUCUCUGUCACCAUCUAUUUCCUGGGCAUGGUUCUUUUGACUCUCUCCGUCUCAGUAAUUCCUUCACAAAGUCGCCGAGCAAUGUUCUUUGUGGCGCUAUACAUUUUAUCGGUGGCUCAAGGUGGGCAGAAGCCAUGCGUGCAAACGUUUGCAGCAGACCAGUUCGAUGAGAACACGCCGGAAGAGAUAAAGGUCAAGAGCUCCUUCUUCAACUGGUGGUACUUGGGGUUGGUGUUCGGUGCCACUUCUGCCACACUAGGAGUUGUAUAUCUCCAGGAUAAUGUUGGGUGGGGAUUAGGGUUUGGAAUAUUGGCAGGGGUUUUGGUUUUGUCACUAGUAUCGUUCUUGGUGGGAACUAAGAGGUACAGGAAGCAAAGGCCUCCAGGGAGCCCUUUUACAACGGUGGCACAAGUACUCGUUGCAGCAGCUCGGAAAUGGCAUGUCAUUGAGACACUCAAUUGCGAGGGAGUUUACUAUGGAGAUGAGAAGGGUGAAGCCAUGCUACAACGUCAGUCGCAGCCUCUAGUUUUGGCUCGUACUAAUCAACUCAGAUGCUUGGACAAGGCAAUGAUCAUAGACGAACAAGAUGCAUCAACGAAAACUAGAAAUCCAUGGAGGCUAUGCUCUCUUAAUCAAGUGGAAGAAGUGAAGCUUGUCCUUCGACUCAUCCCCAUAUGGUUGAGUUGCCUAAUGUUUGGUGUAAUCCAAGCCCAACUUCACACCUUUUUCACCAAACAAAGUAGCACAACCAUCCGAUCGAUCGGUCCCCAUUUCCAGGUUCCUGCGGCAUCACUUCAAGGCCUCGUUGGCAUUGCAAUCCUAAUCGCCGUUCCAAUCUACGACCGGGUUUUUGUCCCAGUAGCCAGAAAACAUACGGGACACCCUUCGGGUAUUACUGUGCUACAAAGAAUCGGCAUUGGGCUCGUUCUAUCCAUACUCCUUAUGGUUGUGUCGGCUCUAGUAGAGGCCAAAAGGCUCAACAUUGCAAAAGACUACAAUCUCAUUGAUAAACCUAAAGCAAUAAUACCCAUGAGGGUAUGGUGGUUACUCCCACAAUACUUGAUUCUUGGCCUCGCAGAUGCAUUCACCACGGUUGGACUUCAAGAAUUGUUCUACGAUCAAAUGCCGGAGCAAAUGAGAAGCAUGGGAGCGGCAGCGUCUAUGAGUGUUGUAGGAGUUGGUAGCUUCACUAGCAAUUGGAUUAUAUCUGCUGCGGAGUUAAUUACCUCAAGAAAUGGAAACAAAUGGCUUGGUGACAAUAUCAAUAGGGCUCACCUCGAUUACUUCUAUUGGGUGCUGGCAGUUUUGAGCACACUAAAUUUUUGUGUUUAUGGGGUAAUUGCAAGUGCUUUUGUGUACAAAAAGGUCGAAAGAGAAGACAAGGUGAAGACGGAGUUGACCCUUGUAAAGAACCAUGAUGGAGAGAUAUGAGACAUGAUUCAAGUGCGCAGGAAGAUUGAACAAGAUUCAAACAUGGAUAAAGUGCUCUACCAUUAAAGCUGGAACCAAGCCUCUGUACAUUAAUACUUAAUGCGAAGAACUAAACGCGUUCUACAAUUUAAAUAUUGCGAAAUACAGAGUUCUUAGAUUUAAAAUUGGGUAAAGUACAAAAAAUUAUCUCAACUAUUUGUGUUAUGA